GUCGGAGGCUUCGUCCGAUGUGACGUCGUGUUGGAGGCGUUGGCCGGUCGGUGUCACUGAGAGACUGAGAAGAAGAAGAGAAGAAGACGUCCUUUGAGAUCAUUGUUUGGAGUAACUGUAGUCAGAUAGUCUGAAGCUAACUCUACCUCCUCUAUCUGUAACGCCAUUAAGUCAUUUUAAGCUAGAGAAAUGAUAAAGAACGGUCACCACGCCGCGGAGCAGCGGGCUGAGUCCGGCUGCAGUCAGCCGGGAGGCUCGGUCUGCAGCCCGGAGAAGAGGAAGCGCGUCGUCCGGCUGUGGUGUGACGGCUGUUAUGACAUGGUUCACUACGGUCACUCUAACCAGCUGCGGCAGGCCAAAGCCAUGGGAGAUUACCUCAUAGUUGGAGUGCAUACAGAUGCUGAGAUUUCCAAGCACAAGGGUCCUCCGGUCUUCACUCAGGAAGAACGCUACAAGAUGGUACGGGCCAUCAAGUGGGUGGAUGAGAUAGUAGAAGGAGCGCCUUACGUCACCACCCUGGAGACUUUGGAUGAGUACAACUGUGACUUCUGUGUGCACGGAGAUGACAUCACGCUGACGGUAGAUGGUAAGGACACAUAUGAAGAGGUAAAGCGUGAAGGCCGCUACCGGGAAUGUAGACGCACACAGGGCGUCUCCACCACUGACCUGGUGGGACGAAUGCUUCUCAUGACCAAAACCCAUCACAGCAACAUGGAUAACCCAGAUUACCAGCAGCAUACAGACAACUUUGGAAAAGGUCCUAAAGGCAACAGUCCGUGGACAGGAGUGUCGCAGUUCCUCCAGACAUCCCAGAAGAUCAUCCAGUUUGCCUCAGGAAAGGAGCCUCAGCCCGGAGACACCAUCAUCUACGUGGCCGGGGCAUUCGACCUCUUCCACAUUGGCCACGUUGACUUCUUAGAGAUGGUCUAUAAGCAGGCGGAGAGGCCCUACGUCAUCGUGGGUCUGCACUUUGACCAGGAAGUGAAUCGAUACAAGGGGAAGAACUAUCCAAUCAUGAACAUCCAUGAGAGGACGCUGAGUGUCCUGGCCUGUCGGUACGUGUCAGAGGUGGUGAUUGGUGCUCCCUACGCAGUGGGCAAAGACCUGCUGGAUCAUUUUAAGGUGGACCUGGUGUGCCAUGGCAAGACGGAGGUGUUUCCAGACAAGGAUACGCUAGACCCCUACGCUGAGCCUAAGAAGAGGGGGGUUUUCAGGACCAUCGAUAGUGGGAACAAUCUCACCACUGAUGACAUUGUCCAGAGGAUCAUUGAAAACAGGCUGCAGUUUGAAGCCAGGAACCAGAAGAAGGAGGCCAAGGAGAUCGCAGUGAUCGAGGCGAUGAAGAAGAAAGAGCAGCAGGAGCAGAGUGAAGAUGCAGCCCAGGCCGCUCACUAGUGAGACCUCAGACCUGGUUCUGUGUCUGAUUUACUCAUCCUGGUAAACUCAGCUUUAAGGAAGUGGACUCAACUGACCGAGACGGACGGUCCAUGUUGUCCUAAACUGGACCUGGCUGGGUGAAACGAGCUGACAGGGGCCAGUCCGUCCCCACUUGUCCACUGGAUGCAGAAUCCUGCUUUAAAUAUUUGGCGAGGCAGCGUGUCUCACACGCUGCUGGGUUAGCUUCUCUCAGCCUUCAUCUAUACAGACUACUCCAGCAUAAUGCUAUCAGACCUGCCUUGACAAGAACACAAAGAAUCCAAACACAUAUUUAACCUACAAAAUCCCUUUUUAACCUCUCGUCCUCCACAGAGAACUUUUUAAUGAUGUCUUCUGUCAUGUCUUGUUUUUGUCCAUGAAAUCACACACCAUGUGUUCCUAUAUAGGUGAAGAAGUAGUAUGAUACAUUUGAAAUAAGCCAUAACUUGAAAUGUUAACGAUAACGUCAGUUACGGUUUUAGCUUUUAAACCAUGUUAGUUUUUAAUGGUCAGUUGGUAAUGUUGAAUGUGGUCUAUUUUUUAAUAUACUGAGAAAACAUUGAUUUAUUGUAAUUAUAGUAGUCACUAUGUUUUUAUCUAACCUGAAAAAAACAUUAUUAGUACGUUAAAUGAUCUGUGGAGUAGUCUUUUUAUUAUAACUGCCUGAUUUUGCACCGUGCGUGUGUGUGUGUUUGAGAGAGUGAGAGAGUGUAAGUGAGAGAGAGUUGAGUGAGGUUAGUGAUUGCGUGUUUGCGCUGUAAAUGACAGUAAUGUCGUGCCUCAUUCCUAAAGCUAUAACUAAUUUAAGGGCUCUGAAUUGUAUCAGAAAGUCUAAACUGUGUCUCUACAGCUGUCGGUAAAGUUGUCCUUCUCUCCUAAGUCUACUUUCAAGAAACUAGUGUGUCCUCUUUUCUCUUUUUUUGCAAGAAAAUCAAAGAACUUAAGAAUGUGGGACCGAUUAUCACUGUCAAGUUGCUUCUGCAAACGUUUGUAGAUGGCUGAAGGUUACAGACUGUUGCUUUUCAUGUUGUUAUAUGUGGCAUAUUACUGUAAUUAAUUGUUAAUGGUGCGAGACAGUGUGUGUGGUUGAUGGCAGGCUGGGAAAUAAAUAUGUUUCUAAAUAUUAGAUGGUGGGAAUUUUCACAACCUUCCAAUCACUAUAUUGUAAAUUUCCCUUUUAAUAAAUCAACUGGUAAAAUGGCAAA
Messenger RNA from Sebastes umbrosus (honeycomb rockfish), 2621 nucleotides. RefSeq names its product phosphate cytidylyltransferase 2, ethanolamine (gene pcyt2). Gene Ontology annotation, biological process: phosphatidylethanolamine biosynthetic process. NCBI's taxonomy places the organism in Eukaryota, Metazoa, Chordata, Actinopteri, Perciformes, Sebastidae. Bases 190 to 1395 code for a protein of 401 amino acids. The transcript is spliced from 12 exons. Gene Ontology annotation, cellular component: cytoplasm. Gene Ontology annotation, molecular function: ethanolamine-phosphate cytidylyltransferase activity. The record is from RefSeq and is a predicted model, not a curated record.